GGGGCAGGGCGGGCUGCCCCAGGAGCGGCUUCCUUGCGGUCCUGUCCACUCCCGGCCUGUCAAGACGCGGCAGGGCGACCCGGAAGGACCGGUGUCGGGGCCGCCUGUCUCGCUGGGACAGAAGGACCACUGUUCGGCCGGCUUCCUGCCCAGGUGACGGCGUCCAGGAUGGGCCGGAAGGUGACCGUGGCCACCUGCGCGCUCAACCAGUGGGCCUUGGACUUUGAGGGCAACUUGCAAAGGAUUUUAAAGAGUAUUGAAAUUGCCAAACACAAAGGAGCCAGAUACAGGCUUGGACCAGAACUGGAAAUAUGUGGCUACGGAUGUUGGGAUCAUUAUUACGAGUCGGACACCCUCCUGCAUUCGCUCCAAGUCCUGGCCGCCCUUUUGGAAUCUCCAGUCACUCAGGACAUCAUCUGUGACGUGGGAAUGCCAGUGAUGCACCAGAAUGUCCGCUACAACUGCAGGGUGAUAUUUCUCAACAGGAAGAUCCUGCUCAUCAGACCCAAAAUGUCCUUGGCAAACGAAGGCAAUUACCGUGAGCUGCGCUGGUUUACACCAUGGUCCAAGAGUCGGCAAACAGAGGAGUAUUUUCUCCCACGGAUGAUACAGGACCUCACAGAGCAGGAAACUGUGCCCUUUGGAGAUGCAGUGCUGGCCACCUGGGACACCUGCAUUGGGAGUGAGAUCUGCGAGGAGCUCUGGACCCCCCACAGCCCGCAUGUCGACAUGGGCCUGGACGGUGUGGAGAUCUUCACCAAUGCCUCAGGCAGCCACCACGUGCUUCGCAAAGCCCACGCCAGGGUGGAUCUGGUGACCAUGGCCACCACCAAGAAUGGUGGGAUCUACCUGCUGGCCAAUCAGAAGGGCUGUGAUGGGGACCGUCUCUACUACGACGGCUGUGCCAUGAUAGCCAUGAACGGCAGCAUGUUCGCUCAGGGCUCCCAGUUCUCCCUGGAUGAUGUGGAAGUCCUCACGGCCACCUUGGAUCUGGAGGAUGUCAGAAGCUACAGGGCAGAGAUUUCGUCUCGAAACCUGGCGGCCAGCAGGGCGAGCCCCUACCCCCGAGUGAAGGUGGACUUCGCCCUGUCCUGCCGUGAGGACUUGCUGGAGCCACUGUCUGAGCGCAUCGAGUGGAAGUACCACAGCCCUAGCGAGGAGAUCAGCCUUGGCCCUGCGUGCUGGCUCUGGGAUUUUUUAAGGCGCAGCCAACAGGCGGGGUUUUUCCUGCCCCUCAGUGGUGGGGUGGACAGCGCAGCCACUGCCUGCCUCGUCUACUCCAUGUGCUGCCAGGUCUGCGAGGCCGUGAAGAAUGGAAAUCAGCAAGUUCUGACUGACGUCCAGACCAUCGUGAACGAGACCAGCUACACCCCUCAGGACCCCCGGGACCUCUGUGGACGCAUCCUGACAACCUGCUACAUGGCCAGUGAGAACUCCUCACAGGAGACAUGCAGCAGGGCCCGAGAGCUGGCCCAGCAGAUUGGAAGCCACCACGUGGGUGUCAGCAUCGACCCAGCCGUGAAAGCCAUCGUGGGCAUCUUCAGCCUGGUGACGGGUAAAAGCCCCCUGUUUGCGGCUCAUGGAGGGAGCAGCAGGGAAAACCUGGCUCUGCAGAACGUGCAGGCUCGGGUGAGGAUGGUCAUCGCCUAUCUGUUCGCUCAGCUGAGCCUCUGGUCCCGGGGUGCUCGGGGUGGACUUCUGGUGCUCGGGUCCGCCAAUGUGGAUGAGAGCCUCCUCGGCUACCUGACCAAGUACGACUGCUCCAGCGCAGACAUCAACCCCAUCGGUGGGAUCAGCAAGACGGACUUGAGAGCCUUCGUCCAGUUCUGCGUGGAGCGCUUCCAGCUUUCCGCCCUGCAGCGCAUCCUGGCAGCGCCGGCCACCGCAGAGCUGGAGCCCUUGGUCGACGGGCAGGUGUCCCAGACCGACGAGGAGGACAUGGGGAUGACGUACACAGAGCUCUCGGUCUACGGGAGGCUCAGGAAGGCGUCCAAGGCCGGGCCCUUCAGCAUGUUCUGCAGACUCCUCACCGGGUGGAGCGACACCUACACACCACGGCAGGUGGCCGACAAAGUGAAGCGAUUUUUCUCAAGGUAUUCCAUGAACAGACACAAGAUGACCACCCUCACACCCGCGUAUCAUGCUGAGAACUACAGCCCCGACGACAACAGGUUCGACCUGCGGCCCUUUCUCUACAACACGGGCUGGUCUUGGCAGUUUCGGUGCAUAGAAGAUCAGGUAUGCCGCGCAGCGGUUCUGCAGCUGGAGAGGAGAGUGCAGCAGGACCUGGACGAUGUGGACUGACGUCAGGUCUUGUGGGGGGCUCCUCUCCCGCCAGGGCCCCUGUCUCGCAGUGGCCUCACUGGUGGCCCGGAGCAGCUCGUCAACGCCUUGUUUAACAGUGUUUCAUGGGAGAGGCAUCACCCCAUACUAGUUGCCAGCAAAGUGGAAUAAAGAGAACUGAUUCCUGACUCUC
This is a messenger RNA of Manis pentadactyla (Chinese pangolin), 2476 nucleotides long. It is a transcript of the gene NADSYN1, whose product is annotated as NAD synthetase 1. The record is from RefSeq and is a predicted model, not a curated record. Gene Ontology annotation, cellular component: cytoplasm. Gene Ontology annotation, molecular function: NAD+ synthase (glutamine-hydrolyzing) activity; glutaminase activity; ATP binding. NCBI's taxonomy places the organism in Eukaryota, Metazoa, Chordata, Mammalia, Pholidota, Manidae. Bases 169 to 2304 code for a protein of 711 amino acids. The transcript is spliced from 21 exons. Gene Ontology annotation, biological process: NAD+ biosynthetic process.